UAAAUAUAAUAAACAAUUGUUGAAUUUUACUUAAAUGAAACUAUUAUCAGUAAUUUAAAUGUUUAUUUAGUUAAUCAUAAGUUAACUUUUUACCUGACCAGGUGGUCAGUAGGUGUCAAAAUUGAAAGUCUUCAAGGAAUACACCAAAUUUACCUGUAAACUUAAUCCCUAUACAAAAAGGUGUGAAGAAAAGAUGCCACUUUGAUGGACUUUGUAUAUUGCAAUUUCCCCAUUUAAGAAAAUGUUCCUUAGACAUUAUAAAUUGUCAUUACACAGGGCAAUAAAACUAUUGUUUUAUCAAAUCCUGUCUUUUGUUCUUUUUGAAAUUGUUGACGUCGUAUAUUGUAAAUAUUUGGAUGUCUCAGCUGAUGUAGAAGAUGUGAAGAUAUAUAAAGACUUUUGAACUGUACCAUAUAUACUCAAAUGCAUUUUGAAGUUAGUCAAGUCAACAAGUAAUAAUCCUGUAAAGAUCAAAGAGAAAAUUAAGAAUUUGUAAAAGAUGGCUCAUCACCAAGGUGUCCUUCCACACUGCAAUACCCAUGAGUCCAUGCUCACAUGCUUAGAGACAGUCAUCAGUGAUGUUCACCUAGAUCUCACCAGCAUUGAUUCAGAGGUCAACAAAUGUUUACCCACCAAACACCAGGUGCCAGGCAACACUGUUACACCACCUUUCUUCACAGAGCCAGCUAGCAAGAUACCAAUUUGGACAGGAAUCCUACCAGUAGUUGCUGAACUCACCAAGUCUCAUUCAUCUGCUAUUAACACGUCCGACUGUAUUUCCUGUGUUCCAAACCUACCCAACAUUCUCCUGUCGUUAGAGAAGGAAGUUGACCGCCAUGUACAGUUUGUUACCUACAUCUAUGAGAAGAUAAAUGCCAUGCCAUCAAUAAACAACACAGCUUCUAUAGUUACAUCUCAGUCUCACCUGAUGCGCUCAUCUUCUAUGAGUCGCUGUAAGAUUCGCACCAAUCCAAGUCUUCCAAUUCUUCAGCGAUCACCAAAGGUUCUAAACUUGUCUCAGUCACACUUAUAUGACAUCACAUCAGUAAGUCAGCAGAUGAAUACCUCCACUUGUAGUACAGAGUCUUUACAAGAUGCAGCAGACAAUCAACCCAGUCCACCAUGCUUAUGUUGCAGAAAUUGUGCCAAUGCCUUGAGAUGGUUCAGUGAAUCCAUAUGCAGUAAAGUCCAGUCCUUGAAAGAUCAGUGUCACAACCUCCAGUCAAUACUUAUGGCAGAACUAAAAGAAAGAGAAAAAGAACUUAUGAUACAACUAGCCCAGAAACGUAAAGCCAAACAGACAGUUACCAACAAUUUCAGUCGUCUAGAGGGCCUAGGUCAACAAGGUAUUUCCAUAUGCUCCAGCAUCCAGAUAUUUGCACCAGUUAACUGGGAUCAGUCUACCAGUAGUAUUUACAACCAACCAAGUACCAGGUAUGCAGCAGACGGUCAGUCAUGUGAUGAAGAGUCUACCAAUCCAACUAUACCAACCUUGUCAACAACAGAAGGGUCAUACAGUAUUACCAUGAGCCAAGUUCCUGAGCAAUCUCCUCCACCAGCACCUCAGGUUAGCCUCUGUUCUGAACCAAACAUGUACCAAGACAACAUUUAUGAUGAACCUAUUGUCCAUGUCAAGCAAGAGAUAACUAAUCAGCAACCAUCAGCCAAUACAACAGCAGAUAUGCUCUACAGAACUGUACCACAGAGUCCUAUGCCGGAGCUGUUAGAGUACCAACGUAGACGUAGUAGUUCCAUGAACCAAUAUAGCUGCCCCAUCAGCAAAGACAACUUCCGCAAACGUUCUCACACAAUUAGCCAUCCUGCUUCAGCCAAACAACAGUUGAGAGACUCAGAUCAUUAUUCCACCAUAGAUGAGAUGGCAGAGGUUUACCAGACUGAAGAUGAGCCACAACUUCCAUUACUUCAUGUCAAUUCUUCCAUUGGUGUAACUUUUCCUAACAACAAACCAAGAAAGAUGAAGAAGUCCAAGAGUUCCAUACUGGUCCGUGCCAAUAAGCUGAAGCACUUCAUCACCAAAAAGUUCAGUAGAAAGAGUUGGGGUGGUCAAGAAGUUAAGAAAUCACCUACUUCAGCUGAUGUCAAUCCUCCAGAAGUCCACUUUUUCGAGUACGCCUUCUCAGAUGAUGAUUCCUACACUUGUCCUGUCAACACAACUACUGAUGACACACUUGGUAACUUGUCUACUGUUACAGGUACUGAAGACACACAAACCUCACUCAAGAUUGACAGAUCAGUUAUAGCUAAGACAGAUGCACAGAUGACCUUCACAUCUUCUACAAGUCUUGACUACAAUUCCCUUCAUGAUCAUAUAGCUACCAUUGAAAGAGAACUCAACACAUCAGCUUCUUCAGACUUUGUUAUGUCAGACCAACCAGCCUGUAACUCUUCCAUCAGAAACCAGUCUUUCAUCAGCCAACCUAAGACAGGACAUAUGCAGAUGAUUAUUCCAGCAAAGAUUUCUUCUAGCCGUUUUGAGGCCCUACUUAUUUCACGUCCAGACAGCCUUUCAACCAUUUCUGAUAUUGAACAGAUUGAGACAACACCAGCAGCAGCUUCCAGUAGCAUUCAGCCAUGUACAAACACUGUAUCAAAAGAUGUAAACCAUGACAAUGCAACACGUAAGCGUCUAUUGUUUGACUCUAAAGGGUAUGCCAGCCCUACCAGUGAAAGUAUCUACAGUUUCCAUGAUGAUAGCAGUUUUGAUGUUAGCCAGAGUUAUGCAACCUUCCGUAAGCUUCAGAAGAUAUCUAGCACACCAUAUCAUCAACCUGUCAAAACCAUCGUUCAGAGUACACCAUAUGUCGUAUCUACAGCAACCACUAGUAUUCCACAGCAACUUCUAAAUCAUCUGUGCCAAGGUCAUUCAUCUGCUGAAGGUCGCCAGAACAUGUUAAAGCUUUGCCACAUUAAGCCAUACCUCAUACAUGGAAAAGUGACACUACCGUAUCUCUUGCAGCUGAUCAACAACAACAGAUAUAGUUACAGUGACUUACCAGGGUACAACCCAGGAACCAAGCAGAUCUCCCAGCAGAUGAUUUCUUGUGUUUGGUCACAGACUAACAGGUCCCACAUCUUUGCACGUAACCUGAUUUGGCGUCUGUUCACCCUAGCCGAGCUGUUUGGCGGUAAUACAGAUAACCUGAGGGGAGACAUCAUUGCUGCUGUACAAAGUGCCACUAUUGAACAGUACAAUAUUACAGACCAUACCUGGCAGUGGAAGUGUGUUCCCUUCAUCCACAAGAGCAUUAACUACUUGUUCCAGCAUAAACUCCGUCAUCCAGUAUUCCUUUGUUUACUUCAGCAGAGUGUAUGUUAGUUUCAUGUGACAUUGUCUUUCUAUCAGAAGAUUACAAGAAGAACAUUCUGAUUGAACAUAUGAUAUUUUUCAAAA
Molecule: messenger RNA, 3412 nt
Organism: Mytilus trossulus (common blue mussel)
Lineage: Eukaryota; Metazoa; Mollusca; Bivalvia; Mytilida; Mytilidae
Exons: 2
Coding region: 500-3337 (945 amino acids)
Source: RefSeq, a predicted model, not a curated record